AUGUCAUCAUUAAAAAAUUGUUUUGUCAAUUUAAAUAUAUUUCAAUCAUCUGAUGACUUAACAACAGAUGAAGAAAAAGAACAUGAACGUCGAUCAAAUAUUAUUUCAACUCGAAUCUUUUUUAUUGUUUUUAUCUUCGUUCUAAUUGAACUCGCUAUUAUUAUGAAAACAAGGAAUCAAAAUACACUAAUAACAGUUGAAAAUCCAAGUGAAGAUCAAUUCAAACAUUUACCAUCUGAUGCUCAUUGUCCAUGUUCUCAUAUAUCAUUGUCUUAUGGAGAGUUUAUUUCAAUUCAAACUCGAUUUCAUCAGAUAUGUUCAAGUGAUUUUAUAUCUGAUCGAUGGAUUAAAACAAUUAAUUUUGGUUUAAACACAACGUAUUUUUCCGCUUAUGACUUUCGAACAGAAGGAAGUGCAAUAUUUCAAUCACUCGAAAGUUUUUGUCGACUUUCAAAAGGUUAUUCUAUUCAAAGUAUUGAUUCAUUUAAUAAAGAUUUAUUUAUAAGUCAAGAAGUUUUAAAAGAAUCUGUAUUUCAAUCACAAAUAAAUGCCAUUAUUCAACAAUUUGAAUUAUCAUCACCUAUUGAAUUCUCAACACAAGUAGCAUUAAUAAGAAAAAUGAUAGCCGGAAAUCGUUUUCUAUCUGCUCUACAGACUAAUUAUAUGCAAUGUUUCUAUUUAUUAUUAAAGAAAGAUCUUCAACAAAAAACAAUUUAUCAACCAUCGGAAUUUCAAUUUAAAGAACUCGAAAAAAUUUAUUCUUCAAAUCUUUUUUGCCCAUGUUUAACAAUCUCAAUGAGUUAUUCAACUUUUGUUACGAUUGAAUCUUACUUUCAUCAAGUAUGUUCAAGUGAUUUUAUGUUAGAUGCAUGGAUUAAUUAUAUCAAGGGUGAUAACAUGGUGAACGAUUAUUUUCCAAUGUUUGACUAUCGAAAUUCUGGUGUAUUACAAUUUCAGUUAUUGUCAAUGUUAUGUCAACAUGCUCAACAAACAGUUAAAAUUAGUAUCAAAACAUUUCUUCAAACACAAUUUCUUUCUUCACAAGUUAUUUCUAAAAAUCGAUUUGAAACUAAAAUUAAUUCAUCUAUUAAUGAUUGGAAAUCUCAAACCAUCGAUCAAUUCUUACAAACAAUUAAAAUAUUUCAAGCAGUAUCACACGGAAAUCAACUUAUGAAUCGAUAUUUCGAUAAUUCUCUUGGAUCAUCUUUUAAUUUUUCAAAUUUAAAUGAAAAUCUUAGUCCACCGAAUGAAACAAUCGGAUCAAUUAUCAAUAAACUUAUGAUUGAUUCUUGGACAUCGAAUAUUUUAUUUUCUUCAUAUUAUAAUACAUGUUCUCCACCAUCAUGUACAUAUGAAUAUAUUAGUCGAAAUGAUUUAUUCUUUGCUAUAUCAACAAUUCUUGGUAUUUUUGGUGGUUUAUCUCUUGGAUUAAAACUACUUAUUUUAAUUAUUCUUCGAUUUAUUGAGAAUACAAUUAAUAAUAAUUCUUUUAAUGGAUUUAUAACAAUGAUAAAGAGGUUAUUCGAUUGUAAUACAGAACAACGUAUUAUUAAUCGACUUCAUUUUGUUUUUCUUUUACUAAUAUUAUGGUUAGUAUUUAUAUUUUUUGCUUUUAAACCAAAAUCAGUUACUGUCCAAAUAAUAAAACCAUCACUUUCAAAUUAUAAAGAUUUCUUAAAAGAUCAUUCUUAUUCUCUUCAAUGUCCUUGUUCACAAGUAUCCAUUCCAUAUGAAACAUUUCUUAAUAUUGAACCUCAUUUUCAUGAUUUAUGUUCAAGUCAAUUUAUUCUUGAUGAAUGGAUUCAUUAUAUCUAUGGUGAAGGUCAUCUUUCUUAUCGAUUUUCAUCCGAUGAUUAUCGUUAUUCAGCUCCUGGACAAUUUCUUUCACUUUCUUCACUUUGUAAACUUAGUCAAGAAAAAGUAAAUCAUACUCUUUCGCAAUUUCUGAAAAGUUACUUUAUUAAUGCUCAGCUUUUAUCUGAAAAUCUUUUAAUUGAAAAAAUUGAAAUAAUUUUAAAACGACUUCAAUCAACAGCAUCCAAUUCAUUUCUUAAUAAUUUUAAUUUAGUUCGUGAAAUAAUUGGUUCGAAUAUGAUUAUGAGUGGAUGGAUCACUAAUUGGGAAUAUGUUCCUGAAAGUACAUUUUCUGAUGGUUUACUUGUACAUACAGCACCUGUAAGUUAUGGUGAGUGUAAUUGUGGAUUAUCAUUUAAAUGCACUCAAUCAUCAGGAGGUAUGAUGAGUGGUUGUUAUCCACUAGAAUCUAUUCUUCAAACAAAACUUUACUGUUUUUAUGAUCAAAAUUGUAUUGAUUCAAAUGGAAAUUUUACAAGUUUAAAUAUAUCAACGUUGAAAAAAAGUCAAUUUAAUUUAAAUUCAACAGUUCAAUUAAUUUUAAAUAAUUUAAUGAUUGAAGAGUAUAAAAGUGAUUUAUCAUAUGAAAAUUAUUUUAAUCAAUGUCGACCAUUAUCAUGUUCAUAUUCUUAUAUUAAAACUCAUGAUGUAACUGAAACAGUAAUAUCUCUCAUUUCUCUUUAUGGUGGAUUAGUUAUUAUAACUCACUGUUUAGCAAUUAUUUUUGUUAAAAUUUAUCAACAUAAAAAAAAUCAAAUUAAUCCCGAAGCUCUUCAACAAAAUAUUUAA
Rotaria sp. Silwood1 is the source of this 2643-nucleotide messenger RNA. The record is from the annotation of a GenBank genome assembly. NCBI's taxonomy places the organism in Eukaryota, Metazoa, Rotifera, Eurotatoria, Philodinida, Philodinidae.